Heterostelium album PN500 is the source of this 1830-nucleotide messenger RNA. RefSeq lists its product as uncharacterized. Gene Ontology annotation, molecular function: calcium ion binding; protein binding. The coding region runs from base 1 to 1830 and encodes 609 amino acids. The record is from RefSeq and is a predicted model, not a curated record. The transcript is spliced from 2 exons. Lineage: Eukaryota; Evosea; Eumycetozoa; Acytosteliales; Acytosteliaceae.
AUGGAUAAUUCAAGUCCAAGACAUUUAAAAUUGAUCGUCAAAGAUGCAAAGGAAUUAAAGUCAAAUAAUUUCGGUGGAACAUCCGACCCUUAUGUAGUUGUAAAAUGUAGAUCACAAACAUUUAAAACCGAUGUAAUCAAAGACACUAAACUUCCAAUUUGGAAUUAUGUAGUUCAAUUGGAUUCCGUUGAUGAUUCAACUUAUAUUACUUUUGAAAUAUAUGACUGGGAGCGUAUUGGUUCACAUAAAUUGAUUGGUGCUGUCACCGUUGGGAUUGUAGAGUUGAAGGAUGCCACCGUUAGAGGAAUCACCGACAAAUGGUUGCAACUCGACAAGAAGGGAUAUCUGAAUAUCUAUUUCGAAUUCAAUCCACCAUUGAUGGUCACCCAACAAGCUCAAGAUGGAACCGUUCAUGUCGUUCCUGCUGCUGCCGCUGUAUCUCCAGUGACCACCGCACCCCGUUGGUCUGCACUGCCAGCACCCGUCCAUCUACAGCCACUGUAUAUCCAAACGAUUCCCUCACAAAAUGUUGUCGAAUUCUCUACUCCCGGUGAAAUCUAUCAUGAAAAGGUAUACUUAACCGGUACCAGUUUCCAAUCGUCGAUUAUCUAUACCGUUAGUGACCCGCAGGUUGUAGUGAGAGCAAUGUAUGUCGAGUUCAAAGGAAAAGUUUGGUCGAAUCACGGAAAGAUCAAAACAUUGGUUUCAGACUCCAGAGAUCUAUUGCAUACCUAUAAUGUCCAAGGUCCAAAGCGUGUUAGUUUGCCACGUGGAAAGCACAUGUUCCCAUUCCAGUUUUACAUUCCCAAGGAAUGCAAGUCUUCCAUUGUUGCCAACGACUACAGAGUUCAAUAUGUAUUGACAUUCUAUGCCGAUAUUGUAAAUAGUCCAGAUGUAUCUGUUACCAAAACCGUGAGAAUCGUUAAUAUUGAAGAUACUACUCUCAAGCAAGCCGCAGUUCCCAUCAACGCCCAUGCAUCCAAGACACCACUCACUGGUGGAGCCAUCGACUUUAGAGUGUUGGGACCAAAGAAUUUCUUCUAUCCUGGCGAGGAUAUCGAACUGGAAAUCCAAUGUUCCAACAACAGCAAGAAAACCAUCAAAAAUGUGGAGCUCUCACUCUUGAAAACCGAAGAGAAAUAUGGUGUGAAGACUCCCUACACCCUCGGCAAAACCAACAAGGCUUUCUACCCAAAGAUCUACAAGGGUUCCAAGACCAACCAAUACAUCGUGCUCGAAACACCCAGCGAUAUUACUCCAUCUAUCUAUCACAAAGAUGUAGUCAGUAUCGACUACCAGCUCAUUAUUAAUCUCGACAUUCCAAGUUGUGUCGACAUCAACCUCAAGAUCCCUAUCAACAUUGUAUUCCGUGACCCAGCCUUCCAAUUGUCACCUGAUCCUCUCACUGAAGUCUCUCAAAUUCCAAGAUAUCUAUACGAUUGGGACGAUAGACAUACACUCAGUUGGUUGACCUACAGAAUGAAGGCACCUCCCUCUGUCAUUGAGGAGUUUGAUAGAUUCAACAUUCAAGGUUUCGACAUCAUCUGCUUCGAAGAAUCAUUAUUAGAGAGAAUGUUGAGCGGUGCCGGUGAAAGAGCACCUGAAAUCCUAGCUGCACUCAUGGAGGAGCGAAACAAAAUCAUUGGUGUCCGAUACUUACUCAAAGAUCUUCAACUUCCAGGUUUAAUUAAAUGCUUCGAAGAUCAUACUAUAACCACUGACAUCUUGCCAUAUCUAACAGAGGCGGAUUUGGUAUCACUUAAAAUUUCAAUUGGUGAUAGAAAGAGAAUUCUUAAUGCCGUUUCAAAACAAAAUCAACAACUAGCAUAA